AUGACAGACAGUGAUGAUGUAAAUGAGAUGCAAACUUUUGUUUCAUCCAAUACUGAAGUAAAUAAUGUCUUUCAAAACCAUUUUAAUCCGGGUGAUAAUAUCAAAAUAAUAGAUCACAUCGGUCCUGAUGGUAAAAUUUCAUUACAUGUUGCUAGUACUAACAUUAGAAACAACGAAGUUGCUCAAUUAUUAUUUACCAAUGAUGCCUUGAAAUCUUUUGAAAGUAUUUCAUAUCCAUUAACACCCUAUGAUGAAUCAAGAAGAAAAGAACUGAACACACUAAUGGAAAACAAUUCGAAUCUAUUUCAUUGCCCGCAAGAAAUCCCAGAUUGUGAUUAUAUUGAAUGGUCAUUAAUUGGUAAGAAUUUAAUAGAAAAACGUAAACAAUUUCGUGAACAAAUUGAUUUAUAUAAAACUUACGAUAAUCGACAUCAUUUAAUAACAAAAUUAGUAUUUGAAAUAAUUAACUAUUAUCUAAAUAAAUAUUUAGUUCAUCAAGAAGGUUUUCCUCUAUUUGAAAUAAAAAACUUGGAAUCUUAUUUUAAAAAAGCUAUAGAAGAACAAAACUAUUUAGAAUAUUUUAUUAAAGCUUAUACUUUAACAAGUAAUUUUUAUCGUGUUCUAAAUAAACAUUUAGCGUUAUAUAUAUUAGACUAUUUUGAUCCACCGUCUUCACAAACAAAAUAUCGUUUAAUCAAUUGUUUAGUACAUAUUGUUACAUUAUUAGUUAAUCAUCCAGAUAUAAACAAGUAUACAUAUAGAGGUACUACUUAUCGUGGUUUAUCGAUGACAAAAAAGGAUUUAGAAAAAUAUACCAUCGGUAAUCACAUAUUGAACAGAACAUUUGUGUCAACAUCGAAAAAUCGUUCAAUCGCUCAGCUAUUUGCUGGUAAUAGUCAGCAACCGUCAGCAGAAGUAUCUGUUCUGUUAAAAUAUACCACGAAACAAAAUAAAACAGCUAUUGAUAUUGAACAUAUAUCAAUGAUACAAGAUGAAAAAGAAGUAUUAAUAUUACCAUUUUCAGUAUUUCAAAUUAAAGAUUUAAUCAAAAAUAGUCCAGAUAUGUCUCCACCUGUGCUAUAUGAAAUUGAUCUAGAAGAGUGUGAAGAUGGUGAACAAACAAAAGGAACAAACUACAUAAGGGAAUCAUUAACUGAUUUUCGACGUCGUGCACAGAAAAGAAAAAACGCCAUCAGAUUAACAUGUUUAUAUGGCAGUAUUGUACUAUUCAUAAUUGUUGGUUUGAUUCUAGCUGCAGUUUUCAUAAUCAAAAAUGGAACAACAUUAACAAAGAGGGUACAAAAUGAAGAUCAAUGUCCAAUACUGAUAAAUAGAACUGCUUGGAAUGCUAUUGAACCAAAAAAGUAUACUAAAUUAUUAACACCUGUUCCGUAUGUUGCAAUACACCAUACAACCGGUCCGCAAUGUACAGCUCUUGAUGAUUGUAUAUCACUAAUACAAUCUUUUCAGAGACAUCAUUUAAAAAACCCCGACUGGGAUGAUAUUGGUUAUAAUUUUGUAGUUGGCAGUAAUGGUCACGUAUUCGAAGGUAGAGGAUGGAAUCAUACAGGUUCACAUUGCAAAGGCUAUAAUCCAAAAUCAAUUGGUAUUGGUGUUAUUGGUGAUUUUUCUAAAGUUUCACCUUCGAAGUCAACAUUAAAUGCUGUUCAGUCAUUAAUUAACUGUGGGAUAACGUACGGCUUCAUCCAAAAAAACUAUACAGUUCUUGGACGAAAUUCUGCUGGUGGCAUUAACAAAUUUUUUACUCUAAAACCUGUUUGCUAA
This is a messenger RNA of Rotaria socialis, 1785 nucleotides long. NCBI's taxonomy places the organism in Eukaryota, Metazoa, Rotifera, Eurotatoria, Philodinida, Philodinidae. The record is from the annotation of a GenBank genome assembly.